This is a messenger RNA of Halichondria panicea, 2226 nucleotides long. RefSeq names its product vesicle-fusing ATPase-like. Gene Ontology annotation, cellular component: Golgi stack. The coding region runs from base 445 to 2040 and encodes 531 amino acids. The record is from RefSeq and is a predicted model, not a curated record. The transcript is spliced from 17 exons. Gene Ontology annotation, molecular function: ATP hydrolysis activity; ATP binding. Gene Ontology annotation, biological process: Golgi to plasma membrane protein transport; intra-Golgi vesicle-mediated transport; SNARE complex disassembly. NCBI's taxonomy places the organism in Eukaryota, Metazoa, Porifera, Demospongiae, Suberitida, Halichondriidae.
CAGGAGGUGGAUAUAGGCCAGGCUCUGUCAUUGGAGCCACUCCUCAUACCCUGACAACGUAUACGUACCUCAUCGGGGUCAUCACCGUCGAGAUUGACUUCUUCCACAAACAAAAGAAGGCACAGCCAGCUGUCAAUACUGACGAGCUAGCUCCACUCUUGUGAGCAAGUUUGUCGACAAUGCGUUCUGUAUCGAUCAACUAGUGACCAUACAGUUCAACAACCUCAUCUUCAAGGCUGAAGUACUCCACAUCACAGCCGAGGAUGUAUCUGGUUUCAAAAAGGGAGAAAAGUCGUCUGAAAAAAAAAGAACUGUGGAUUACUGUACACUAACUCGAGGGUUGUGUUCGAGAGGUCAAGCGAGUCUACGGUGCAGCUGGUUGGACGGCACAAGGGAGACUCCGCCCACGUUGCCAUCAUAAGCCCGGACUGGGACUUCAACCAGAUGGGGAUUGGUGGUCUGGAUAAAGAAUUCUCUGAUAUAUUUCGGAGAGCUUUUGCUUCGCGAGUUUUUCCACCGGAUAUUGUGGAACAGCUUGGCAUGAAACACGUCCGAGGGAUCUUGUUGUUCGGCCCACCAGGUACUGGCAAGACUCUGAUGGCACGGAAGAUUGGUCAGAUGUUGCAUGCACGAGAACCUAAGAUUAUCAAUGGACCAGAAAUUCUGAACAAGUAUGUCGGAGAGUCAGAAGCAAAUGUGCGUGGUUUGUUUGAGGAGGCAGAAAAAGAUCAAAAGAAGAUGGGCAUCAACAGUGCUUUACACAUUAUCAUAUUUGACGAGAUUGAUGCUAUCUGUCGUUCCCGUGGUUCCUUGUCUGGUAGCACUGGUGUCCAUGAUACAGUCGUCAACCAGCUCCUCGCUAAGAUGGACGGAGUGGAGCAGUUGCACAACAUCCUCGUGAUAGGGAUGACCAAUCGUAAGGACAUGAUUGACGAGGCUCUCCUCCGACCUGGCAGGCUGGAGGUGCAGAUGGAGAUAGGUCUCCCUGACGAGAAUGGACGCCUCGAGAUCCUGCGCAUACACACGGCCCAGAUGGCCAAGUUCAAUAAACUGGGUGCUGAUGUAGACCUGGAGGACCUGGCCAAACGCACUCGUAACUUCAGUGGGGCUGAAAUCGAGGGCCUUGUACGCAGCGCUCAGUCCACCGCCAUGAACAAGCUAGUACAGGCUAAAGACAAGGUAUCAGUGACCACGGAAGAGGCAGAGGCACUGAAAAUAACUAGGGUUGACUUUGAACAUGCAUUGUCCUUUGACCUCAAGCCAGCGUUUGGUGUCAGCGAUAAACAGCUGGAAAGCUACGUACUGAAUGGAAUAGUACCUUGGGGGCCACAAGUUGAUGAGAUUCUGGAGGUUGGGGAAGCUGCCAAGAGACAAGUGUCUGAGAGUCAACGUACUCCUCUCGUUAGUCUGCUUCUCCGUGGCAACCCGGGCUGUGGCAAGACAGCCCUCGCUGCUCACAUUGCUAAACAGUGUAACUUCCCUUUUGUCAAGGUGCUGUCUCCAGAGAACAUGAUUGGCUUCUCUGAGGGCGCUAAAUGUGGGGCAAUAAAGAAGGUGUUUGAUGAUGCGUACAAGUCCGAGCUCAGCUGUAUCAUGAUCGACGAUAUAGAGAGACUAUUGGAUUACGUCGCUAUUGGACCGAGAUUUUCCAACCUUGUUCUCCAGUCCCUCCUCGUCCUGCUCAGGAAACUACCCCCCCUACAAUCCAGCUCCGGCCCCCACAAGCUGCUCAUCAUCGGCACCACUGGUCUCAGUGACGACGUGUUAGAGCUCACUGGUUUACAAAGAGCAUUCAACAGCUGUAUAGAUGUACCCUAUCUGAGCAGUGCAGGGGAGGUCCUCGCUUGUCUCCUUGACAACAGUAUGUACACGUUCUCUGAGAGUCAAGCUAAAGCACUCAGACAAAGAUUGACCAAGAAAUCGUGUCACAUUGGUAUGAAGAAGCUCAUCUCGAUUAUAGAAGCAUCUAAAAAGGCAAAUAGUUAUGAUGUGGACAUGAUCGUAAGGAGGUUAGAAAUUGAAGGACACCUCACCAACUAAACUAUUGAUAGCAUUAAUUGCUGCCACUUUCUAAGACAUCUCUGAAUAUUUUAUUUUAGUUUUGCGUUCUAUACAUUUUAGCUGGAUUUCCUAUAAUUAUUAUUGUUAUUUACGCACGUGUAAAUGAACAAGUGAUUUGUGGGUGUGGUUACAAUUUUAUAAAAGGUGUGGUUUUAUCACAUUGUA